Molecule: messenger RNA, 4089 nt
Organism: Fusarium graminearum PH-1
Lineage: Eukaryota; Fungi; Ascomycota; Sordariomycetes; Hypocreales; Nectriaceae
Exons: 2
Coding region: 244-2628 (794 amino acids)
Cellular component (GO): cytoplasm
Molecular function (GO): calcium-dependent phospholipid binding; calcium ion binding
Source: RefSeq, a predicted model, not a curated record
UUAAAUCAACUGGAAGCCUAGGAUUUAUUACUCGCUCCGGCAUGAUCCUUCGAGCACCUCUCAAUCUCUUUCAUAAUCACCAGGCAGCUCCAUCCUAUUCUCCAUCUCCCCUCUCACCUGUCUUGUUUCAGACCUAACAAGAGAACCAACCCCGCGAGCUCCACACAAAUAAAUACCCCUCCUUCCUUUGCAGCUUCAGCUUGUGUCUUUGCGAAAAACAGGAACCUCCCAAAACGAGCGAUUAUGUCCUCUCUCCGGCCUGAUGAUAGGUCCCGAAAGGAUCGAUCCCGGUCGCGCUCUCGCGACCACAGGUCCAAGAGCGAUGCUGCAUCUGAGCGCCCAUCCUACAGCGAUUAUCGCGAAUCGAGCUAUAUAUACCCAGAAGAUGAUUUAAAUGACCGCACAAGACCUGGCGCACCACAAGCAAGCGGUGCUCUUCCUUACCCUGACGAGGGCGGUAUCUACCCUCCUGUUCCUGGAAACCUAGAGCAAUAUAGCUAUGACUCUUAUCAGCCCACUUACCGAACCGCUUCGCCGCCGAAGGACUCGCCAUACAGGUCCUCGCACGACAGGGUUGACAGUAAUUUACCGGGAGCAUUUCCGGGAGCAUUCCCAGAUGACAGUCGCCGCGAGAAAGACAAAGACGAGCAGGACAGAUUCAGCUUUCUGCCACAAAAGUACAUGCGCAAGCUUACUGGAUCUCCUGGCGACAACAAGGAAAGGGACAGCCGAAGCCGUAAAGAUAGGCUAGACGAUGACCUGGCCUACGGACAGCCAGGAGUUCCUCCGCGUCCCAAAGCCGAGACUGACGAUCUUGCUUAUGGCAAGGCCACCGGACUCCCUUCGACCGCCAGCCAAGUCAUGACUACAUACAACCCCCCUCCAACGUCCGGGGACAACUAUUAUGCCCAGCAACAGAAUCCCUACGGAUAUACUCAUCGCGAUCCCGCAAGUCCAUCUGUUGAUCAGUAUGGUUCGCGCAGGUCCAAGGAAGAUGUGCGCUACAAUGACGUUUAUGGCUCCAACCCCAAUAUCGUGACAGCCGAGCCCAGAAGCCGUGAUGAUGAGAAACAUCGCGAACGUCGUAGAGACAGAUCUUCGGACCCUCGGGGCAGUUCAGACCGUCUGGCUGUGGACACUGGAGGCCGAAAACGUGAAAAGUCACGAGAUAGGUCUCGCCGACGUGAAAAAUCUCGGGAAAGAUCUCGAUCCCAUAGGAGAGAAAAGUCGGGAGAUACUCUAACUGUGGACAGCCAUCGCAGACACAGAUCGCGAUCCAGGGAUGGACGCCACAGCCGAAAGGACAAGUCUCCUCAACCUCCAACUGCGAGGAUGUCCGGUCUCAGCAUCAACACUGGACUGACAGUCGGUGGUCUCGCUGUUGGAGGCUUAGCUGGCGCAUCACUAGCAAAUGCUCCACCAUCGCCCAUGCUCGAGUCCUACUAUGGCACUUACCAAGAUUGUUCUCCCAUGCCAUCCCCUCUGUUGCUCGCUGCCAAGUCAAGUGACGACAAUCGAGCUCUCGAGGCACUCUCUCCGCUAGGGUCUGACAAUGAAGACGAUAGCAGACGUCGCCGACGCGCCCGCUUCCACGAUCCUGAGGACAUCACAACCCAGCUAGCCCAGGCCCUCAAGGGGAGCCGUAAACCUGACACUGAACCACUUAUCGAGAUUCUGCCAAGCUUGACACACGAUCAAGUUAUGAAGCUACGUGCAGAUUAUAAGGCGCUCGUCAAAACCGGCUCCGACCGCAAGGGUGUAAACAUCGCCAAGCAUAUCCGCGCUCGUCUCAAAGACGAAGACCCUCUUCUGAUGAAAGCCUGCUACUCUGUUGCUCUGGGCAUAUGGGAGAGUGAGGCAUACUGGGCCAACUUCUGGUACCAGGGCGAUAAGACUCGUCGAGAACUGCUCAUCGAAUCUCUCAUGGGCCGCACCAAUGCCGAAAUACGUUACAUCAAGGAUGCUUUUACAGACAAGAAGUAUGACAACAGUCUCACCAAGUGCAUGAAGGAAGAACUUAAGGAGGACAAGUUUAAGAAAGCCGUCCUUCUGGUUCUCGAUGAACGCCGCAUGGAAGAGUAUGACCACCACGGUCGCCUGUUGCCUAUCGACUACGCUCUGGUUGACCAGGACGUCGCCGAUCUCCGCCGCUCCAUAAAGUCGGAAAAGGGUGGCGAGACAGCAAUGAUUAACAUUAUUGUGUUGCGUAGCGACUCUCAUCUACGUGCUAUUCUCCAAGAGUACGAGCGUCAGUACCGUGCCAACUUUGCGCGCGAUGCUCUCAAAAAGAGUGGAAACCUUGUGGGUGAACUUUUGGCUCAUAUUCUCAACGGUGUCAUCAACCGUCCCGUUCGUGAUGCCCUGCUUAUUCACCACGCCACCUCGGCGUCUCGCAAAGAUGACCUUCGUCGCGAGCUGCUCAUUUCUCGCCUUGUUCGAUACCACUGGGAUCCGCAUCACAUGAGGGCCGUCAAGCAAGCUUACCGCGAACGCUACGGCAGAGGCAUGAAGGACGUCGUUCGUGACGCGACAAGCGGCGAAUGGGGCGAGUUCUGUGGUGAAUUGUGCAUUGCACGUAUGCCUGAUGACGUGAGGAAAUUUGACAAGAUCAGCUAUAGUACGCGAUAAGCAAGCAUGUUUAUGAUUUAUGAAGGAAUGGACGACAUGUAGCAUUGAAUAUAUAUACAUAUAUAUAGAGGAACUAUAUAUGGAGCGUGCCAUGAACAUUGAUGAUAUAUACAAGUUUGUGACAUACUCGAAAACAUGUUCAGCAGAUGAAUCGAUGAGAUAUGUAUUUCCUAAUCCUUUUUAUGAAUCCAUCGGCUAUUUCUUGGAUCCUCUACCUCCCCUCUUGCCCUUCCCACCAGCACCUUUCUUACCUCCACUGCCGCCGCUUCCACCGCCUCCGCCGGCCAUCAUGACUCUCACCUUACCAACAGGCACGACGUUGUAGGUCUCUUCAGGUUUAAGCGCCUUGAUCAGUUCAACCUCGCGGGGCCACAUUCGAUCCUUGUCCCGAGCAUUUUCAUCCACAACACCCUUCUUAGUAGAAGCCGCCUUCCAACGCUCAAGAACCUCCUUGACCGCCUUGCCCUUCUUGGUCGCACCAGGCUGCAGCUUGGCUUUGUACUUGUAGCGCCCGAGGGCAUUCCAUGGAGCGCAGACGGGGAUAAUCUCGAGGAUCUCAUCACCGGGAAGGGGUGUGCCAACAAUAGCAUCGAGCACUGUCAUCUGACUGGCCUCGUCUUCAUCAAGCAUUUCAACACCUUCCUCCAUCAUGACGCGUCUAAUCUCCUCGUGUUCAGCCGUUUCCUUUUGUUGCCGCUGGUGCUGUGCACGACGCCGCUCUUUGGCUGCUGCAAGUUCAGCCUCGCGAUCUGCUUUAGCCUUUGCCUCAGCUUCAGCUUUCUUUUGCCCAACGGUAGCUCCUAUCAAAGCUUCUGCAGCGGUUCUAUCUUCAUCGUCUUGGUGCUUGUACUUUGCAGCAAUCUUCUUGGCUUUGCUUCGUUGACCUCGCUUGGGAGCGUGCUUCUUAGAGGCGUUUGGGGUGUUGUUUUGUGUACCUGUGCCUGCAGGCUUGCUGGCAGUCUCCUUUUCUGAUUUAGCAGUCUCUUCACCUUCAUCGGCUUCAUUUUCUUCGUUUCGAGCCUCCUCCUGCUCCUCCUGCUCCUCUUCAUUCUCGUCGGCCUCGGCUAUCUCUUGGUCAGGGGCCUCGUUGAUUGCUUCAUCCGAGAUCUUGAGCUCAGAAACACCUUCAUCAGCCACUUCGACUUCGGCGUUGCGACCUUCACCCUUCUUAAAUGCCUGAAGGGGAUUAUCUCGAGACUCUUCAUCGGGUUUCUCGUCUUCGGUUUCAUAAUCAGAGGGCACAUCGGAAUGUCCUGCAUCGGGCUCGUCGGCAUCGCCCAUCAUUCCCACUGAUUGGGGAGCACCGGAGCCUUCGUCGCCGAUUGCGGAGUCAACAUCGUGUAACCGGUGCUUGACGUGCUUGGCUUUACUCUCUUCGCUGAUUCUAAAAGCAAGACCCAGUCCAAGGAGAAGCUGAGCUGGAGGCAAAAAGUUCUUCUUUCCACGAAUCAUGAAGCUUCC